Molecule: messenger RNA, 1777 nt
Organism: Colias croceus (clouded yellow)
Lineage: Eukaryota; Metazoa; Arthropoda; Insecta; Lepidoptera; Pieridae
Product: putative malate dehydrogenase 1B
Exons: 5
Coding region: 34-1557 (507 amino acids)
Biological process (GO): tricarboxylic acid cycle; malate metabolic process; oxaloacetate metabolic process
Molecular function (GO): L-malate dehydrogenase (NAD+) activity
Source: RefSeq, a predicted model, not a curated record
ACAUUUUUUUAUGUUGUUGUUUGAAUUCAAAAUAUGGUGGCACGAAUUGUUAUAGCUGGUGAAUCACAGUGUGAUGUCUUUGCCCAAAUUUGCCUAAUAGCAAAUUUUUUGUCUCAGAAUCUUCCCAGUUUUUGCUACGAAAGAAUUGAAAAACCUGUGUUGGAAUGGAAGGCAUGGCUCUGUAAAAUUAAUCAAAAAAAUAAAUGGCAUCAUACUGGCUCUCCACUUGUAUGGAAAGAAUUAUUGACAACAGGAAGUAAGCCGUUGUAUAUUGGAGGAGCACCUGAAUUUAUGGAUUAUUGCAAUUCAUAUUAUGAUUUAGAUGUGUUUAUGACAUCCGAUACAUAUGAAAACUUGGUAUCGAACUACAGACAAUAUUACAAACGAAUUAAACAAGAAAAUAAAACUAAAUCUAAGAAUGAAGUUGAAUUCGAUCUAGAAGAAGAACAUAAAAAUUCAUAUGUCAUAUGUAUUACCGGUGCAGGAAAUCCUAUUGCCAUGCAUAUUAUUUCUGGUCUACUUGAAACAACCUUCGAUGAUAAAAGUAUAUGCAAGAUUUACAUCUACGAUGGCAAAUGUUUACCUUCAUUUAUGGAGUCUGUUGAACGUGAAUGCAGUUAUAUUGGAACAAAUUAUCCUCCCAGAGUAGUAAAAUAUGUUGAUAAAAUUGGGGUUGCUCUAACAAAUACCGACGUUCUUAUUGUUUUAGACCAUGUCCCGUUAAGUGAUACAAUGUCGAUAGGGGGGUGGCUCUAUGAGAAUAAAAAAGUAAUGGAGAAAAUUGCAUUAAUGAUAAACGCUUCAGCUUCACAGACAAUGAACGUUAUUCUUCCUAAUUUAGGACCUGCUUGUUUUAAUGCAACAAUUUUAGCCCAAUCUAUAACACACAUUAGCAGACACCAUAUCGUUGUUGCUACAUCAGAUUUGGGUAUGGAAGCAGCACCUAUAAUUGCAAAGAUAGCUGAAGUGCCAAUGAGAAAUAUGUUUUGCCCUCCGGUUUGGGGAUUCGUUGGGAUUAAUCAUUUAAUAGAUGUUAAUAAUACAGUUCAUAAAUAUAAUGGAUUUGAUCCCUAUAGCAGAUACACAAAAGUUCGUAAUUCAAGCUUGUGCAUUGGGAAACUAACACCUGAGAUGAGAACACUAGAAUAUCUUUUGUAUUUUGAUCAAUCUCUAUGGAAUAAAAUUGCUGAUCAAAAGGCAAAAGGUGCGCAAAUUCAGACCUUUUUAAAUAAAAGUACAGCCAUUAUUGACUUGCUCAAAAUAGGUCUAUUUGAUAGCUAUCCUCACGAUGUUAUAGUUAAUAUUGGAAUACGCUGUGAUGGAUCGUUUGGAUUACAUUUUAAUGGAUAUUUUUCUCAACCAUGCCGCUACGUAAAUGGUAUUUGGAAACCAGCAAAGCAUUAUAUGCCUCCCAAAGAUCGUGAAAUAAAUAUCAAAUAUCUGGAGGAUAUAGCUAAGUUUUGCAUGAAGUUGCAAAAAAAUGACUUACCCCCUAUUAUUCCAAGAAAGAUAUGUGUAUGUAAACCAAAAUAUUUCAAAAAGAAGAAAGUUUGGUAAAACUUGUCAACACAGAUAACUAAACUAUAUUUAACUAGUGGUCUACGUCGGCUUCGCUCGUGGUACAUACAUACCUACGUAGUAUAAAGAGAACUUAUACUGUGAAUUGUGAUAUAUAGCACAUAUCAUUUUGGUAAGAUUACGUUAGAAAUUCAAAACCAACGGUGAAAGAAUUUUGAAAUCGGUUGAGCAGUUCUAGAGAUGAACGCGCCUACCAUUG